CCCCCUUCACAGGAUGUCGGUAGCAUGCCCUGGAUUCUCAGUCUUCGGAAUAAAGCGAGCGAGAGAGAGAGAGAGAGAGAGAGAGAAACAGGAGUAGGGGACAUGCCCGACUAGCUGGCGGGAUUGAUGAGCAGCUAACUGAUGAGAUGACUCGUCACUGAAACGACAGAUUAGAUGUGAUCACAAGACACCAGUCUGUUCCAACUGCGUCAGGUACGGCUUGGAAUGCGCCUGGCCCGAAGGCCGUCGCUCAUCAGGACGCCGCCAGAGACCGUAAGUCGCUAAUUACCAUCCUUCCUUCACCUUCAAUCUCACAUACCAUGGAGCGAGAGUGAGAGGGUAAGAGAGAGGGGGAGGGGUUUGGUUCAUGUGACCCUUAUCUCCGACGAUGCUUAGCUUACCUGAUGGCUGCUGACACACUCGCCAUGUCGCUGGGUCCAACAGACUCUACGAAGAUGUAGUCUCGAGACUGGCUCAGAUGGAGAAGCUGGUGGAGGAGCUCCAAUCCUCAAAGCCAGAGCAGGAGGCACCAGCAACCGUGUCACCCCGACCGGCGCCAACGUCGUCGUCGAUACAGCAGUCUCCCUUGCCGAGGCGAAAGGCCAGCAGUGCGAGCCCUUCGUCGGGUAACCCGGACUUUCAUCCCUCGCCGCCGUCGGUCACAUCGUCGACAAAGUCGAGGCCGUACUAUAUCGGAGGCCCUGAUGACAGUUCGGUCGUCGCAGCAGGCACCUCUUCUCUGCUUUCAGCGCAAGGCGUGGCCCAGAUUGAGCUUCUCAUUGGAGACGCUAGAUUCACCAAUGCUCUGUAUAGUUUACGGACAAAGGUUAUGGAUCUACACCAACAACCAUUCUUGAGCCCUGCCGAUCUAAACAACCCCUUACCUCCUAACCAUGUCAUCAUAGACUGCGUCAACGAGUAUCUCACGAUGUGGAACGAGGUCGUGCGGAUCUUCCAGGAGCACGAGUUGCGAGACGCGCUACGGUCCUACACCCAAGGCCAGCCUUCUGCCGACCCAGGUUGGCUGAUGGCCCUCAAUGCCAUCCUGGCACAUAUCAUCCGCGACAGGAAUUGUAUGCGGAACAAGGAGGAGUACCAGAAAUACAUCUACAAUGCCCUCGGGAUGGUUCCCAACAUCAUCCUACGCACGCCGACGCCCAUGACGAUAGGGGCACUUUUGUUGACUGUCGAUUACUUCAACUUCACGUCCGAGAAUCACAUCGCCAUGAGUCUCAUGGGCCUCACUGUACAGCUCCUUAUGAUGGCGGGCUAUCACCGCCUCGAGGAACACUCACCCCACCCGGACCCGCAGAUCGACCCCGUGAACCGCCUCCACCGUCGCCGCCUCUUCUGGCGAGCGUACAUCCUCGACCACGACCUCAUGCUACGGAUGGGUAAGCCCCCGCUCAUCAGCAACGACUUCCUCCUCGACCUGCCCGAGGAGCACCCGGCAGACGGCUACGGCAUAUACUGCUACCCUGACGGCGUGACGCUCAACUUUUUCCGCCAGCAGGUCCGCCUCGCCCAGAUCCAGGGCCACAUUGCCGCUGCGCUGUACUCCCGCAUCGACACGCCGCUCGCCGAGCUCGAGGCCGAGAUCCGCCGCCUCGAUGCCGAGUUGCAGGAGUGGCGCGAGAGUAUCCCCCCCAUGUUCCGCGCCGAAAACGCCGAAGCGCUGCUAGACGGCGACUAUCGCAGGAUGGCGCACCUGACGGUGCUCCACUUCACAUAUUUCCAGCUCGUCGUGGCCAUCCACUCGGCCGCUUUCAGGUUGCCUUCGCUGGGGGAUCAGGAGGGCACAGAAACCAUCGACAUAGGCCCGAGUCUCGCUCUAUGCGUGGGUGCGUCGCGCGCCUCCAUCUCGCUCCUGAAUUACCAUCAGGUUGGCCGUAUCUUCACACCGUUCCUGCUGUAUCAAGUUGCCUGGAGCGUAGACAUCCUCUUUGUCAACAUCAUCCAGAACAGGACGAACCCCCGCGCGCAUCGCGACCUUGAACUCAUCCGCAACCUCAUCGGCUUCUUCGAGAAGUACGACCCGCUGCACCAGUCGGUGGUGUCGUACCACACCAUCAAAGUCAUGGCCGACGUCGCCGCCUCCGUCCUGGCAAACACCCCAACGCUGCCGCCGCACAUGCUCCCCGCCCCCCUCGGGCCCUCGCCCAUUCCCGAACAGUCCCCACAAGCCGCUCCGUCGACGGCGGGGGUACCCGUGGGUGCCUUCUCGUCCCUGAUGGGAGGAGCUGGACCGGUCGGCAGUGGCGGUAUCAGUAGUGGUGGCACUGCCGACAUGUUGCGCUCCAUGACGACUCUUUCCAUGUCUGACACGCAGCACCAGGGCUUCAUGGGCAUCGCGGGGGAGCCGAUGCAACCUAACGAGAGCCAGUUCUUUCCAGGUUUCGUAAACAUGGCUGCCGACUGGCGGCUGCCCAUGGAUUUCCAGCCGGAGCUGUGGCAGUAUGACAGUGUUUUGACUAACCAGUUUCCCAACCAAAAUGUAGAAUAACCCGCAGUUGUUGGACCAGAGCUAGAGAGGCAGGCUUUAUUUUCUUCUUUUCCCUCUUUUCUCUUUUAAUUCCUUCUCUACGAAAUUGUAAGCGUUCCUCUGCCCCUUGGAGUAAUCCGCACCUCCGUGGAAAUGCACCCCCUAUCGAUAGUGGGAGAAACAAAGUCCGGGGUAAACAAGCAAUCGUGACGUCAGCCCUCUCCUGCCGGGCUUGUCGGUUUCACGUUUUCCACCCUUUGACCACCAGAGUUUCCUCGGAACCCGAACGACAGAAACCGGCAAGUGCGACCGACGCCGGCACUUCUUCGCCUUGGUCUUCCUCUCCUCUGCUC
Messenger RNA from Colletotrichum navitas, 2835 nucleotides. RefSeq names its product fungal-specific transcription factor domain-containing protein. Bases 479 to 2503 code for a protein of 674 amino acids. Gene Ontology annotation, molecular function: zinc ion binding; DNA binding. Gene Ontology annotation, biological process: DNA-templated transcription. The transcript is spliced from 5 exons. Lineage: Eukaryota; Fungi; Ascomycota; Sordariomycetes; Glomerellales; Glomerellaceae. The record is from RefSeq and is a predicted model, not a curated record.